Alligator sinensis (Chinese alligator) is the source of this 3165-nucleotide messenger RNA. It is a transcript of the gene DLAT, whose product is annotated as dihydrolipoamide S-acetyltransferase. Gene Ontology annotation, biological process: pyruvate decarboxylation to acetyl-CoA. Gene Ontology annotation, cellular component: pyruvate dehydrogenase complex. The transcript has 13 exons. The coding region runs from base 38 to 1669 and encodes 543 amino acids. Gene Ontology annotation, molecular function: dihydrolipoyllysine-residue acetyltransferase activity. NCBI's taxonomy places the organism in Eukaryota, Metazoa, Chordata, Crocodylia, Alligatoridae. The record is from RefSeq and is a predicted model, not a curated record.
CCCCUGGCAGGUGGCGUUGCCGGCGCUGUCGCCCACCAUGCAGAUGGGCACCAUCGCGCGCUGGGAGAAGAAGGAGGGCGACAAGAUCCGCGAGGGCGAGCUCAUCGCCGAGGUGGAGACGGACAAAGCCACGGUGGGGUUCGAGAUCCUGGACGAGUGUUACCUGGCCAAGAUCCUGGUGGCGGAGGGGGCCAGAGACGUCCCCAUCGGCACCGUGAUAUGCAUCACCGUUGAGAAGCCUGAGUUUGUCGAUGCCUUUAAAAGUUAUGCCUUGGAUGCUGCCCCGGCCUCCGCCCCUUCGGCUGCCUCGCCGCCACCGCCAGCUCAGCCUUCGGCUCAGGCCCCAGGAAGCUCCUACCCUCCUCACAUGCAAAUCGUCCUUCCUGCUCUGUCGCCUACAAUGACGAUGGGCACAGUUCAGAGAUGGGAGAAGAAGGUUGGUGAGAAGCUGAGCGAAGGAGACUUACUGGCAGAAAUUGAGACAGAUAAAGCCACGAUAGGCUUUGAGGUGCAGGAAGAAGGGUAUCUGGCAAAAAUUCUGGUGGCUGAAGGAACAAGGGAUGUGCCAUUAGGAACCCCACUCUGCAUCAUUGUGGAGAAGGAGUCUGAUAUCCCAGCAUUUGCUGACUAUAGGGAGACUGGAAUAGUUGACAUCAAGCCACAAGCACCAAUACAGCCUCCUCCCUCACCAAUGGCAGCAGCUCCUGCUCUGGCCCAGCCUGUUGCUCCUUCGUCUCCAGCAGCAUCUGCACCUGUGGCUGCUGCGCGUGGAGGACGAGUGAUAGCUAGCCCCCUGGCAAAGAAACUGGCAGAAGAAAGAGGAAUUGACCUUGCGCAGGUGAAAGGUACUGGACCAGAUGGUAGAAUCACAAAGAAAGAUGUUGAGUCAUUCGUGCCUCCAAAGGUUGCUCCUGCCCCGGAAGCAGUAGCAGCUCCCGCAGCUGCUGCAGUUCCGACUGUGGCAGCACCUCCCACAGGGGUCUUCACGGAUAUCCCUCUCAGCAAUGUCCGGAGGGUCAUUGCUCAGCGUCUCAUGCAGUCCAAACAAACAAUACCUCACUACUAUCUCUCCAUUGAUGUAAACAUGGGAGAAAUAUUGGUGCUCAGAAAAGAACUCAAUCAGGAGGUUGUGAAGGAUGUUAAGCUUUCUGUCAAUGACUUCAUCAUUAAAGCUUCAGCUCUGGCAUGUUUGAAGGUGCCUGAAGCAAAUUCCUCGUGGAUGGACACAGUUAUUAGGCAAAAUCAUGUAGUGGAUGUUAGCAUUGCAGUGAGUACUCCUGCUGGGCUCAUAACCCCCAUUGUGUUCAAUGCGCACAUAAAGGGACUGGCUUCUAUUAAUAAAGAUGUUGUUUCUUUGGCAACUAAAGCACGAGAAGGUAAACUUCAGCCACACGAAUUUCAGGGAGGCACUUUCACAGUUUCCAAUUUAGGAAUGUAUGGGAUUAAGAAUUUCUCUGCCAUAAUCAAUCCACCGCAAGCUUGUAUUCUGGCAGUUGGUACAUCUGAGAAAAGGCUGGUGCCAGCAGAUAAUGAGAAAGGAUUUGACGUGGCCAGCAUGAUGUCGGUAACGCUUAGUUGUGAUCACCGAGUUGUGGACGGAGCAGUCGGAGCCCAGUGGCUUGCUGAGUUCAAGAAGUUCCUUGAAAAGCCAACAACCAUGCUGCUAUAAUCUGACCAUGCAACCAAGACUUUCCUAGGCCACAUUCAUUUCUAAAUGAGCUAUUUAUAUUUCAGUGUUUAGACUCCUCUUAAACAAAUGUUCCUUUUUUAUUUUAAAUAUAUAUAUAUAUUCACUGGUAAUUUUUAUUACCAGUCUGUACAGAUAAAUAGUUUGCAAAAAGGCUUUACAAAGCAAUGGAGCAAUGCUGUAUUUUAUACAGUCAAUGAUCUUGCAAACUUCUUUCCAAAAAGGUCAAGUGUCCUGGAUUUAAAAUUAUGUGAGCAGGGUAUGCUUUGUCAUAAUUUUGUCCUAAUUGAGGGGGAAAGUGGUGGGAACAUGCCCAGUUAAUUGGUGAUCUCUUGUGUUCUCAAAAGUAGGAGACCUAGAUCUGUUCACGGGAGUCCCUAGAAGCUGAAAUCUACAGCCUAUUACAAAAAUGUGUUCCACUGGUGAUCUGUUCUCCUGCUAAUAUUAGUGAGAGCAGCAGGUGCGCUGCGGGAGGAAUAGACCUCUUGGAAUAACUUCUCACAGGGUGAAGUGUUUUGCAUUUCAAAGGCUCUUGGGAGUUCAGCACUGGUUCAGAUUUUACCAGCUACAUGGACCCUUUUAGAGCACUUUAAGGCAAACAGAAACUGUAGAGUCAGCUCUUUUAAGUGCUACGGAGAAUGUGCCCCCUUCUUUGGAUUUUAACUCGUAUGCAUUUUUAUAUGAACUCCAUUGUCUUAAAUGGCUUUCCCAUUGCUUAGUUCCCAAUAUAUUCUGUUGCAGUGGAAAUGCUUGUUUUGCCUAAGGGUCAGGAGAAUGUGUGUUGAAAUGUGUAUUGACAUAUGCAAUUGGGCCAUCAGGAAUCAUUUACAUGACAGCUUGGAGGUCUGAAAAGUGAUUUUCGGGUGUCCUUGAUGUGGGAGGCUUUAAGACUAGUAGAAGAGUCAGGUAGUGCUGUUGUGACAUGGAAUGUCUCUUGUCCCAGCGUCAGGAAACUGCAGAAUGUGCUGUCUGUGUAUAUAUUGUAUGUAAACGGCUUUAAAUGGUUCUCCAUUGGGCUUGUGUUCAAAUACACUAAUCACUGGGUCCUGCAAAGGGGGGCAGGGUGCAUAGGUGAACACUCCUAAAUUCCACUUUCCAAAUAGAAAUGUUAAUGUAAAGAGAAGGAUUGUAGAGUUGAUCAGCAACAUGACCAGUAGGAAAAUUUGAAGAAGAGAGGGAAGCUGACCUGAUCCCUUCCACACUGCAUUAAGUUCUGUCUCCUCCAGCGUUGUGCUACAGAAUCCACAAAACAUAAUGCUGAAAGAAUAUUUUGUGGAAAUUAAAUAUUUUUGUGACCACUAUUUAAUGUUCUACUCAGUUAAUUGCAGUGAUGCCUAAUUUUAUUGGUUGGGUUUAAAAAAAAACAAAAACAAACCCAUGUGAUUGCAAUUAAGUUUAAUAAUGAUUUAAUUAUCCCUGUUCCAGACUCUAGUGAACCUGUGUGUUCCAUUAAAUGUUUGGAAUUGGCAGACUACUAA